Messenger RNA from Miscanthus lutarioriparius, 1770 nucleotides. The record is from the annotation of a GenBank genome assembly. Lineage: Eukaryota; Viridiplantae; Streptophyta; Magnoliopsida; Poales; Poaceae.
AUGACGACGACGCGGAGCUCCAGGGGCGCGCGCAUGACAGCGCAGGACGCGGCCGUGGGCGCGGUGGGGUGCGGUUACGACCUGACGGGGGACCUCCGCCUGCGCCGCGCCAAGCCUGGUGGCCGGCUCGUGGACCUCGACGCCGCCGGCACCGGGACAUCCCCGAGGGACCUGGCCUUCCCCGGCGGUGCCGUCGUGGCGGGCGUGCCGGGCGGGGUCGUCGCGGACAAGGGCGAGCGCGCGCGGUUCCGCUCCGACGUGCUCCCCUUCGCGCAGAUGGCAGAGCAGCAAGAUCCCCUCGGGCGCCUUCAACGCAUGUUCGACUACCGCGGGUGCUGGCACCGCGACGCCGCCGCCACGCGCAGCCUCUGCUUCGACGCCCGCCUCGUCGAGCUCUACAGAGUCGAGGCCGUGCGCGCGCACCUCGUCCUCCGGGAGGACGUCAAGCGGGACCUCCCGCCCUUCUGGGAUCCCGCCGCGCUCGCCGAGUUCAUCGACAAGUACGGGACCCACGUCAUCGUCGGGGUGAAGAUGGGAGGGAAGGACGUGGUGUGCGUGAAGCAGCUCAAGGGCUCCGACCUCACGCAGAGCGACGUGCAGGCCCGGCUGAAGAAGCUCGCCGACGACAGGCUCUCGUCCUCGUCACAGGAGGAUUCCGCGGCAGGUUCCGGUUCCGGUUCCGCCGCGGGAGACGGCAGGCUGUCGCAGGGGCUAAACGACAUCGUGUGCAUUCACAUCAGGAGGGGCGGCGUCGACAGCGGGCAGUGCCACAGCAAGUGGCUCUCCACCAUCACCGGCUUCCCGGACGUGAUCUCCAUGUCGUUCGUGCCCAUAACGAGCCUGCUGACCGGCGUCCGGGGCAGCGGCUUCCUCAACCACGCGGUGAACCUCUACCUCAGAUACAAACCGCCCAUAGAAGAGCUCCAGCAAUUUCUCGAGUUCCAGGUGCCUCGCCACUGGGCUCCAGAGUUCGGUGAGCUCCCGCUCUGCCUCCAGCGGAGGAAGAACAGCCUGCCGUCUCUCCAGUUCACCCUCAUGGGCCCUAAACUUCACGUCAACACUGCCAAGGUCGAUUCCAGCAACCGCCCGGUGACCGGCAUCCGGCUGUUCCUGGAAGGCAAGAAGAACGACCGGCUGGGCGUCCACCUGCAGCACCUGUCGGCGACGCCCGGCGCGGUCACGGUGCUCGGCGAGGCCGCGUCGGCGGAGGACGUGGCCGUGAACGAGCGCGACUACAUCGAGCCCGUCCGGUCGCCGCUGCUCUCGCACAUCUGCACGGCGCCCGUGCAGUACAACGGCGCGCGGAUCGACGACUGCGCCGCCAUCGUCACCAGCGCGUGGCUCGAGGUGCGCGACGUCUGCUGCCUCAAGAAGGUGCUCUUCCUGCGCCUCGGCUUCUCCGGCGUCGCGGCCAUGAAGAUACGCCGCUCCGAGUGGAACGGGCCUUUCGUCGUGCCGCGAAAGUCCGGGUCGCUGUCGGCGCGGCUCAGCACCGCGCUGUCCGGUGGCCUGGCGCCGGUGCCGGUGCCGCCAGCGGAGGAGGAGGUGGAGGUGAACUCCGCCAUAUUCCCCAAGGGCCCGCCGGUGUCGCUCCCGGUUCAGAAGAUGGCCAGGCACAUUGACACCACCGAGGUGAGCAGGGGCCCCGACGACCUGCCGGGCUACUGGGUGGUCACCGGCGCCAAGCUGUGCAUGGAGGGCGGCAAGGUUGCGCUCAAGGUCAAGUACUCGUUGCUCAUCGCAGUGCAAGAGGACACUGACGGACACUGA